AUGGCAGAUCCUGGCACUAUUUCCGAGUGCAGGUGCAACCUUGUAGGCACAAAGACAAGUUUCCAGAUUGCGCAAGGCAAUCUAGAUGACCUUCGCAAAUACCUCGAAUUUGGAUGGCAGCCUUUUCUUCAACAAGAAGGUAUUGCCAGCGAUCCGUCAAGUCUAUGGGAUGCAGAGCAUUUGCCAUAUUGGACCAUAAUAAAAGCAGUAUUCUGCAAACAAACACUCUGCGUUUACAGUCCCAACUAUGCGACAUCGUGGAAUCCUCUCCCACACUGUUACAGUGCACUGAUAGCAGCGAUACGAGCCCAAUCGGCGGAGAACGUUGAACUUCUCCUGAAACUAGGAGCAAACCCGGAUGGAUACGAAAUCUCAUCAUUUGAGGCCUGGCAAUCGCUAUUUCUGCAUUUCCGAACGGAGGUUGACCUCAAUAAAUUAUGGGAUGACUGCACAAGAGAUGGAGAUGAUUGCACAAGAGCCGAAAUUUUGGCUGAUAUGCCGAGACAACAGACAGUUCGUAUUACUGAAGAAGAGGUGGAAGAACGCCCGCUACUAGAAUUCUGGGCAGGAGUAACAAGGGCGAGCCUUUGCGACGAGUAUCCGAACUUUGGGCAUCCCUUGGUUAUCGCAGCCGGGUCAGGACUAGUCAAAAUCAUGGACCUUCUUCGCGCUACAGAUGCAGAUCGCUCAUUCUGGACAGCCUUCCCUGCUCUGGAGGAUCUACCGGAGCCACCAACACCCUCAUCUCUCGCCCUCUCCUCUCCAAUUCAUGCUGCAAUCUCAAGCGCAAGUCAGGGCAUAGAAAUGCUUCAUUAUCUACUCCAGGCUGGCUUCAAUCCCAAUGUUCUUCCGCUUGGGGACGUAUGCACCAGCAUCACUCCCCUUAUGGCAACUUUCCUUCAUUGUGAACUCUGGAAUGAAACGGCGUAUGAUAUCCUGGCAAAGACCCACGUAUCGACUUCGGCAUCCGCACCCCAUAUCUCCUUGUCCGUAUUUUACAUGUCGCGACAGCACAUUCCCUACAUGCUCUUCAGCGUGUCGAACAGAGUAUUUCCCUUGAUGCUGCUGGUGCAACGGCCGCAGGUCAUACACUCCUCCAUAUAG
Penicillium odoratum is the source of this 1104-nucleotide messenger RNA. RefSeq lists its product as uncharacterized. Lineage: Eukaryota; Fungi; Ascomycota; Eurotiomycetes; Eurotiales; Aspergillaceae. Gene Ontology annotation, molecular function: protein binding. Bases 1 to 1104 code for a protein of 367 amino acids. The transcript has a single exon. The record is from RefSeq and is a predicted model, not a curated record.